AUGUAUGCUACAGUUUCCGUUGAAGACGUUCCACUCACUAUGAAGAUUGACACCGGUGCUGCUGUUUCCGUAAUGUCUUUACAACAGUACCAGAAGUGCUUCCCACACCUGACCUUGGAACUCACAUCGCUACGUCUGCGCACGUAUACUGGUGAAGCACUAACGCCCCAAGGGUACAUUACGGUCAACGACAACUACGAAGGUCGUCAGCGGACCCUGCCCCUUCAUAUCCUGCGUCAACCAGGUGUCCCUCUCCUGGGCCGUAACUGGGUGCGUGAGCUGCGACUAGAUUGGGCCGGACUGAACACCAUGUCGCUCGACGUCAACGCAAUUACCGGACAGUUGACCGAGAAGUACAAGCCUCUUUUCACCGAAGAACUCGGAAUGAUUAAGGGUGAGCAAGCAUGUCUCAAGUUAAAGGAAGGCAGUACGAAACGUUUCUUGAAAACUCGAAGCUUACCGUUUUCUCGGAGAAAUGCUGUGGAGAAUGAGAUAAAUAAAUUGGAGAAGAUGGGAGUAAUAUCGCCAACAAGCUGCAGCGCAUAUGGCACGCCAGUAGUUCCGGUCGUCAAGAAGGACGGCUCCGUCCGAUUAUGUGGUGACUACCGAACAACGUUAAACCAAGUCCUGGAGGUCGAAAAGUAUCCCCUUCCGAGGUUGGAUGAGAUUUUUGCGGCGCUUGCUGGUGGAAAGUACUUUUCGAAAAUAGAUCUUAAUCGUGCAUAUCUUCAAGUAGAAGUCGACGAGCAAUCAAGUCAGUAUUUAACGCUCAAUACCCACAAAGGACUGUAUAGGGUAAACCGUCUUGCCUUUGGUAUUACUUCGGCCCCUGCAAUAUUCGAGAAAAUCAUGGAUAAUAUGCUGAAAGACCUGGAUGGUGUCAUCGUCUACCUAGACGAUAUUCUUGUUAUGGGAAGGUCAGAACAAGGGCAUAUUCGGAACCUGGAAAGGGUUUUGCAGCGCCUAAUGGAACGAGGGGUCCGUAUAAAAAGGGAAAAAUGCGAGUUCUUGAAGACCGAGUUACAGUACUUAGGACAUGUCAUUAACGCUGAAGGCGUGAAGCCGUCGCAAGAGAAAGUUGAAGCGGUACUACGUGCCCCCAUGCCAACAGACAAGCAACACCUUCGCUCGCUGCUGGGAGUAAUCAAUUUCUAUGGGAAAUUCCUGCCAGACCUAUCAAGUGUCCUGUAUCCCCUGCACAGGCUUUUGAGACUAAAAGUGGCAUGGUCGUGGAACCAGCAGUGUCAGAUGGUCUUCAAUAGAGUAAAGGAAUUACUGGCAUCGCCGCCGGUCUUGGUGCACUACGACCCGGACGCCCCGUUGCAGCUUGAAUGCGACGCCUCGGCUUUUGGAGUAGGUGCGGUACUGUCGCACAUACAAGAAGACGGAAGUGUGAAACCCAUAGCCUACGCCUCACGAACACUAAGUACAGCGGAGGCAAAUUAUGGUCACUUGGCGAAAGAAGCACUUGCCUUAAUAUUUGGCGUUAAAAAGUUUCAUAGCUUCUUGUAUGGACGAGAAUUUGUGCUACUGACGGACCACAAGCCACUUCAGACCAUAUUCGGUGAAAAGUCAAGCACACCUAUUAUUGCUGCUGCACGUCUGCAGAGGUGGUCCCUUAUUCUAGCAGCAUAUCCCUACGAGCUUCGCUACAGGGCCGGAAAGGCCAACGUCGUCGCGGAUUGUUUUUCUCGUCUGCCGCUGCAAAGGACUCACGAGGACGACGAUGACGAAGUCAGUGCGAUCUACUCUUUGGGACUUGGAAGUUUCCUUGUGAACUGCGCAGAAAUAGCUAAAGACACUGCUCGCGAUCGAGUACUAAGUGUGGUGGCGGAAGUUAUUGCCAAGGGGUGGCCUGCAACUAUAAAUGAUGAGGCACUCAAACCUUAUUUCUCACACAGGACAGAGCUAACAAUGCAUCAAGGAUGCAUCCUGUGGGGAAUGAGGGUCCUGAUACCUUCAAAGCUACGCACGAGGGUGCUCGACGAACUCCACUGCGGACAUUCAGGAAUCGUCAGGAUGAAAGAAAUUGCAAGAAGUUACACAUGGUGGCCACGAAUCGACGACGAGCUGGAACAGAUGGUAAAAAGAUGCGACGACUGCCAAGAACAACGCCCUCAACCACCGAAGGCUCCGUUGCAUCCUUGGUCCUCGCCGUCGCCACCAUGGGACCGUGUGCACCUGGAUUUCGCGGGUCUCUUCUUGAGUAAGAACUUUUUAGUCGCGGUGGACGCGCACUCCAAGUGGCCGGUGGUGUUUGUGCUCCAGUCAACGACCGCAGCAGCUACUAUACAGUGUGUGCGUGAACUGUUUACGCGAUGGGGUAUCGCGGGUACAAUUGUCACAGACAGUGGACCUCAGUUUUGUGCGGAGUCCUUUCAGAUGUUUCUCAAGCAAAAUGGCGUGAAACACAUAACAUCGGCGCCCUACCACCCAUCAAGAAAUGGGUUGGCAGAGAGGUUCAUCCGGACGUUGAAAGAAGGCAUGAAGAAGGAUCAAAGUCACUCUCCGGAGGUGAGACUUGCUAACCUGCUUUUAGUUUACAGAAACACUCCACAUGUCACCACGGCACAGUCACCCGCAUCGCUAAUGUUGGGACGACCAUUAAGAACCAGACUGGACCUCAUGAAGCCGUCCCUCGACCUCACCGUCCGACAGAAACAAGUAAUACAAUCCUUUACCCGGAGUCCCAGAGCCCGGGUUUUUCAAGUGGGAGAUCCAGUGCGCGUCAGGAACUUCCGUGGUGGUGAGAAAUGGGUAAGGGGAUAUGUUGUUGAGAGAACGGGACCGGUGUCAUACAAGGUCAAGGUGACUUGCCAGAAUGGUACACUUGUCUGGAGGAGGCACGAUGACCAAAUGAUAACAGCUGACGUUCCUGCAAAGAAAACAGCCCAAGAAGAAUCGUCAGACCUUUUCCCGUCGGUUCCAAGUGGAUCAGCUACCGUUACCGAGAACGCCACCGCUACAGUGGAAACACCACCGUCACCACAGAUGGAACGAAGAUACCCUUCUCGUGUACGCAAACCUCCUGACCGCUAUCAGGCCACUUGA
Molecule: messenger RNA, 3051 nt
Organism: Ornithodoros turicata
Lineage: Eukaryota; Metazoa; Arthropoda; Arachnida; Ixodida; Argasidae
Exons: 1
Coding region: 1-3051 (1016 amino acids)
Biological process (GO): DNA integration
Molecular function (GO): nucleic acid binding
Source: RefSeq, a predicted model, not a curated record